Alternaria alternata is the source of this 3576-nucleotide messenger RNA. Its product is annotated as CoA-transferase family III. Gene Ontology annotation, molecular function: microtubule motor activity; ATP binding; catalytic activity. The record is from RefSeq and is a predicted model, not a curated record. Gene Ontology annotation, biological process: microtubule-based movement. NCBI's taxonomy places the organism in Eukaryota, Fungi, Ascomycota, Dothideomycetes, Pleosporales, Pleosporaceae. The coding region runs from base 1 to 3348 and encodes 1115 amino acids. The transcript is spliced from 12 exons.
AUGACAAACAUGUUAUUGAGACGCUCAAGCUGUGCUUUCCAGACGAGCCUGUCGGCUUUGCGGUCCAAUCGAACACGACCUGGCCAUGUUCGACAACUAGCAACUGCGGCAUCGAGUGCAGAUGCGUCUAAUCUACCUCUUGCCGGCAUCAAAGUCCUUGACAUGACAAGAGUGCUCGCUGGACCGUAUUGCACGCAAAUACUAGGUGAUCUUGGAGCGGACGUGAUCAAAAUCGAACAUCCAACAAGGGGAGAUGACACACGAGCAUGGGGGCCGCCCUACGCCAAGUACACCGAUGAGCAAGAAGGGCCGGGAGAGAGUGCAUACUACCUGGGCGUCAAUCGCAACAAGCGGUCGAUAGGUCUGUCCUUCCAGCAUCCAGCUGGUGUAGACAUUCUACAUCGUCUGGUCAAGGAAUGUGACGUGCUUGUUGAGAACUACCUCCCGGGAUCUCUGGCAAAGUACGCCAUGGACUAUGACACCGUCUCAAAGAUCAAUCCGGGUAUCAUCUACGCCAGCAUCACAGGUUACGGACAGACUGGACCGUACAGAAACAGAGCAGGCUACGAUGUCAUGGUUGAAGCCGAAAUGGGUCUAAUGCAUAUAACUGGAGCUCGUGAUGGGCCACCUGUAAAAGUAGGCGUAGCAGUAACCGAUCUCACGACCGGUCUCUACACCUCCAACUCCAUCAUCGCUGCUCUCUUCCGGCGCCUGAGAAACCCAAGCAGCAAGGGCCAACAUAUCGACGUCGCCUUGUCAGAUUGCCAAGUUGCCACACUAGCAAAUAUCGCCAGCUCUUGCCUCAUUAGUGGGAAGCGCGACACUGGGCGCUGGGGGACCUCACACCCGUCGAUCGUACCGUAUAAAGCCUUCAAGACAUCUGACGGGGAUAUCCUGCUGGGAGGAGGUAACGAUAGACUGUAUGGUGUGCUAUGUAACAAGCUGGGAAAGCCUGAAUGGAUUAUUGAUGAUAGAUUCAAGACGAACGCGUUGAGGGUUCAACACAGGGAUGAAUUGGAGGAACUUAUUGAAAGAGAGACGAGAAAGAAGAGUACACAGGAGUUGCUAAACUUGCUAGAGGGAAGCGGAAUGCCAUACGCUGCUAUCAACGACGUACAGGAUACACUGAACCACGAACACGUCCUCGCAAGAGACAUGGUCAAGCAAGUAGAUCACCCAGCAUGCGGACCUAUCAAACUAGUCAACACGCCCGUGAAAUGGUCCGAUUCGACGCCUGGCAUACGUCUUCCUCCACCCACCCUGGGCCAGCAUACGGACGAGAUACUUGGUGAAACACUGGGUAUGAGUCAAGAAGAGGUGGAAGGUCUGCGCAGUGGAGGAGUUCCUCCGUCGCGACCCUCGAGUUCGUUGUUCGAUGUCUUUCUGCGUCUGCGCCCAUCCAACUCUGGGAGUGCGCGCUUCCUCAACGUCGAAGAGAGCGAGAGCAGCCAUGCCACGCACAUCACCAUACAACCGCCUACCCAAGACAAGCGCAAGCGCGCUGUUGAACGAUUCGCCUUUACACAAGUCUUUGAGGAAGAUGCGCGACAAAUGGAUUUGUUCAAGGGCACUGGUGUGGUUCCCAUGAUUGAGGGCGUCAUGGGCACACCAGGCCACCACGGGCGAGACGGACUGCUGGCAACCCUGGGCUGCACUGGAUCGGGCAAGAGCCAUACGAUCCUUGGUACCAAGUCCCAGCGCGGCCUCGUCCAGAUGACGCUGGAUACUAUCUUCCAAGCAUGCGACGAGCAGCUUGUACAGUCCUUCUAUGGUGCUCCGGCAUUCUCUUCACUGGCAGCAGCAGAUGUGUCUGAAGCGCAAAUGUUCACAGCAACCGCAUACAUCGACUCAAUGUACGGUGACGAACAGUCCGGACGCUACUCACGAGCGCAGACCCCCAUGGCAGACUGUAGUAUAUUCUCCACAGGAAGCACGUACAAAUCAAAUAAGAUGCCGCGUCCGUCAACGCUACCAUCGUCGCCUUCUGUCGCCGACAUCCAGAUACCCACAGACCCCGACGCAGAAUAUGCCAUCGUCAUGUCCAUGUACGAAGUAUACAACGACCGCAUCUUCGAUCUGUUGAGCGGGAACACGGCAAAGAACAAGCAGCCAAACGUAAAACGAAGGGCUUUGCUCUUCAAGAAUACUGAGAAAAGUCCAGAUCGAAAAGUUGUUGCUGGUCUCACCAAGAUCAUCUGCGGAAGCUUCGAAGAAGCCAUGAUGGUACUGGAGACUGGUCUCAUGGAGCGCAAAGUCACUGGUACUGGGAGCAAUGCUGUGAGCUCGCGAAGCCAUGGCUUCUUCCAUGUCGAGAUCAAGAAGAGGGCUGCAGAACGCAAAGGUCCCUGGUCAAGCAGUAACCUCACCAUCGUUGACCUGGCAGGAUCAGAACGCGCCCGAAAUGCCAAAACUGCGGGCGAGACACUUGCCGAAGCUGGCAAGAUCAACGAGUCCCUCAUGUAUUUGGGUCAGUGUAUGCAGAUGCAGUCCGAUAACCAAGGAGGCUCUAAGAACAUUGUGCCAUUCCGUCAAUGCAAGCUUACCGAACUGCUUUUCUCAAACUCAUUCCCUGCCUCUGCCCGCCAAGCACAAUCGCACCGCCAGCCUCAGAAGUCCAUCAUGGUCGUAACUGCAGACCCCAAAGGCGACUACAACGCCACAUCUCAGAUCCUUCGCUACUCAGCCCUGGCUCGCGAGGUCACCGUGCCGCGGAUGCCGUCUACCUCAGACACGAUCUUCUCUGGUGCGCCACACAAGCGUCCUGGUACAGCUUCGUCAGGCCGCGCGACUCCUUCAGGCCGUACAACUCCUUCGGUCGUCAUGGAAGAGCUCGAAUAUGCCAACGCCGAGAUCGCACGCCUCACAGCAGAAAUGGAAAUCUUCGCCCUUCGCCUUUCCGAAGAGACAGCUCGCCGGAAAGCAGCCGAAUCGUCUUGGGCCGCAGCCGAAGACCACAUGGUGGACCUUGAACAGGAAAUUCGCGACGAAUGUUAUCUUGAGAUGGAAGCAGCCGUCGACCAAGAACGUCGAAGAUGGCAAGCAGCCCUGGACAACGAGCAAGACAACCAGCAAGCACACAUAGAUGCCAAGGUCGACGUCGUCAUCCGAGCAACAAAGGCACAGAUGAAACAAGAUAUCAAGGUUUACGAAGACCCAGAUCCAGAACUCAGAGACAGGGUCGAUGAGCUGGAACGUGAAAACGAGAUGCUACGGGCCAAGUUGGAAGCCAAAGAGCGUGAGACGCAGCAAAGAUCUGCGAGCCCUGUGAAGAAGAUGAGGAUUCUUAAGAGUAAGAAGUGGGAAGAUCCUGAACGCGCAAUGGGCGGAUUGAGCAUCGAUGAUGAAUGAGCGACGACGUUAACGGCUUCAUGAUGAGAGCAUGCAUGGAUGGCGUUUACUGCAUUAUUGAUCUUCUGGUAUGGGUAAUAGGGGUACUUUCAGACCUGUUUCUUGCUUAGCUAUGUUUCUCGAGAUACCACGCCUUUGUUUAAUCGAAUCUUGUUUCACUUUGACUACACGAUCGUUGGAUGAUCGUGUCGUUGGAUUGUAUUAGUGUAAGCGUGCUUCAAGAGCGUC